CCUUGAAAACAAAAAGCUGCCCUCACCAGGUCUGAGCAGACGCUUCGAGCUCGGCAGCUCGGCCGCUUCAUCCAUCAGCGAAGAACCGCUCAAGUUCGGUGACCUGUCCCCCUCCCCGGUGUCCCGGCAUGGCAGACGGUCGGCAGCCAGACGAGCACUGGGCCUCAAACGGCCAGGACAACGGCGAGAACGGCUGCUCCGCCUACAGCUCGGCCUACAGGGAGAACGGACACCACGGUGGGGCAGCCGCACAUCCCGGAGGCACAGUGGAUGACUCAGCCAAUUUGCCUCCCUCCCCUCCCCCCUCUCCAUCCGCUGAGCAGAUUGGGCCCGUGGCACAAGCCCAGCCAGAAGAGUGUAUGAGUAAGGAAUCGUGUGAGUCGGCUCUGAAAGAAGAUGAACCUCAAGUGGCGUCGCCGCAAGGGACGCGGUCUGCUGUUGGAAGAGCGACACCUGAAGGCGCAGAGCUCGCCCCUCCCUCUGUGAAAGAGAUCUCUGACACCGCCUCAAUUGAGCCGGGAGACCAAGAGAGAAAGGAUGUAGUAGAAGAGGCCGCUGAGAGCCACCUGCUCGUCGAGUCCAAAGAAGAAGAAGCAAAACAACCGACAGAGGAGUUAUCAAAUCUUAAGGAUGACGACAAAGAGGGAGUUCUCUUACCGAGCAAAUCUGAAUCCCCCGUGAAUGAAGACAAGGAAAAACCAGAGACGCUUGAGGGGGUAAAUAAGGAGAGCCAAGAUAGUGGCAGUGAUGUUGAGUUGCAUGAGAUGCCAGGGGACCAAAAGCAAGAAGCAGUCGGAUCAAGUCCAGAGUUGAAAGAGACAUCAGAUAUUUUACGUCAGUUUGGAGCAGAAACCUACUUUGAGACAUCCUCGAAAAGCCACAAAGAGGAGUCAUCCCAAGCCGAGAGCUAUUACGAACUCAACACAGCAGCAGAGACAAAGUUAAGCGAGGACACCAAAAGCAUCGUGCAGGAGCUCGGGGAACAGCAGGAGAGGUCGGCCAAAAUAUCUCUUGGUAAGAUGUGUCUUGAACAAAGAAGCCUCUCCCUAAACAUUACGGUUGGGUCUUCAACAGUCCAACUAGGCAAGGGCGAGAAGUCCAGGGCCUUGUGUUCAAUCAGUGGAAGCUUUGAUGAAUCUGAGGUUUACCCUUCAACUCCAUCUGUGGAGAGCCAACAGCAAUUUCCUCCAGCUGUCUCCAUUACACCAACUACCCCUGAAUCACCUCCAGAGACCACCGAAAAGGUUGACAGGCCUUUCCCAUCUGAUAAGCACAUAUCUCUUGAACAUUCAGGCAGUCUUUCCGAAAUGUUGGACCUGGCUGGAGACCUGCCUCGGCCAUCAUUAGAGAGGCGGGAGCUAGACCACAUGAGGCGAAAGUCCGUGCCCGCCAAUGUAUCGGCUCUGGUGGGGAGUUCAUUGGCCAAGCUUGCCUUGGUCGAUCAAACCUCAAGAGUGGUAGGAGGGGAAACCCAACUGGAGGAACUGGGCUACUGUGUCUUCAAUGAGUACUCUGGGCCCAUGCCUUCUCCUGCCGAUGUGCCCAGUCCAGGAGACUCUCCGCACCAGCGUUUCCUUUCAAUGGAAAGUGAAGUCGAGGAGGAGCCUGGGGCCACGGAAAUUGAAGGACUUCAAAAAGGAAUUAUCCCUGAGAUUUCUGAAAAAACUGGGUCCGAAAAGAAAGAUUCACCAGUAAAAAGUACCCCGAUUCUUGAGAGGGCCGUGACAAGUGGAGUGAAACCGGAUCGCCUAAGAAUUCCAUUGAAUUCCUCAAAAGAUAGACUGACUGAGUUUCGUUUGGAGAGUGGCCUGCCCGGUGACAUAAAGAUCCAAGCAAUUCCUGAGGUAGACAUUGAAAAAGACCCCUCCAGAGAGGCUUCUCCCAUCCCACUAGACAGCUCCUUUACUUUCACUCCGUUGGAGACUGGAAGCAAGGUUCCCCCAACUCCCACCACCCCCAAGUCCCCAGAUGGUACACCCUCAGAAAUACCAGUCACCGUAGAGAAGUCAGUGAAAGAUGUCCGACCGGAGGUCAAAGCAGAGAACGAUCCAGAGUCUGAGAGGAUUCAUAAUGAACAGACGGAGUUAGACACAGGAAUGCAACAAUCUGAGCAGGAGGAUUCAGAAGAAAGAGGGGAUGAACCAGAAAUGGCAAACAUACCUUCAGCGUCAUCUCAGUCUUCAGGAGAGAGCACAGAAAAAGAUGACAAGAUGCAGCAAAGUGAGCGUGGGACACCUCCAAGAUUAGAAAGGGUAGAAAAGCAAGAGACCUCAAAAGCUGGUCAGGAUUUAAGCACUGAAAAGCCAUUCGAUGAUGAAGAUGACCAAAUCCAGUCACAGAAGGCGGCUAAAGGGGCACCAAAACCACAUAUAACCUCCCCAGUCAUCAUUAUACCUCAAGCACAAGUAGAGGAAGAAGCCGAUGAAGAGGACGAUAUUGAGAUUGCUGAAGAGCCUCAAGAGGUAAUGGAGGACGCUGAAGUGCCUGAGAGUCUAAUCAAGGUGAGGCUGACGGUAGGAGAUCAGAUGGUGGAAGACGAUCCCAAGUCUGGCGCAGAAGAUUGGAGUAUGCAAAACAGUGGUGAUGGUGAACCUGCGACAGACAGCUCGCACUUGUCUCCAUGCUCUGACCAUGAUCUAGCACUGCGACUGGAUGAAGGUGGCAGAGAUGACUGGAUAGGGGAGGAUAAAGAAGAAGACACACGUGUACGUAUGGACGAAGGGACAAAAGAAGAGGGCGAGGUGGUAAAGACGGACCAAACCGAGGAGGAGCAAGGGAAGGAAGUUGGUUCUGAUGGGGUAGGCGAAGAGAAAGAGGUGAAAACAACAGAGGAUGAUGGGGAGGAGAGGAUGGGGGAAGAGGAGAAAGACAUCGAGGUUGGUCAGGAGGUGGAAGAGACCUCCGCCGUGUCCAUUCCGGCAGCUAACGAUGAAACCGCCGUGGACGUCUCCCUCCUAGAUACAGACAGUGGCUGGAUGGACACACAAGAUGAUGACAAAAGUAUCAUGACUGAGCAAAUCGAAGCCCUUCCUCGGGUCCAGAGUCCUACCACUACACCUGUGGUGGACAGACCCGCUAAACGGGCCCCUGGCAGAGGAAGGGGCCCCCCGGGCACCACUGAGAGUAAAGUGACCCGCAAAGUACCCAGCCACCAUCCACCAAGAGAGGAGAUGAAGAAGAAAAAAGUAGCCGUGAGGAGGGCUGACAAGGUAAAGGUGUCAGCCCUCCAAAGUCGCUCUCCGUCUCGAAAGGGCGUAGCCAAAGCGGCAGCCAGACACCCUAGGCCCGCUCUUCUUCACGGCUCUGCUAGACGCAAGGUCACAGGUAUGGAAAGCCAUCAACCCCUCAGUGUGGCCCACCAGUCCAGGGAGAGGACCACCGAGAGAGCGUACCGCAGCCCAGAGAAGAGGUCGUCUCUGCCCAGGCCGGCCAAAUCUCUGACACGCCACAUCCCUGCUGCCGAACAAGACGACAACAACCCCUCCAGGCCAACCUCGUUCCAGUCCAGAGCGGACAACAGGUCUGGAAGAGCCCCCGGUAUCACAGGCCCAGAGUCUGCACGUUCCCGGUCAGUCCGCAGCGGCGCCUCCACCCCCGGCUCCACCGCCGUCACGCCCGGCACGCCCCCCACCUACUCCUGCCGCACGCCCGGCUCUCGCACGCCCGGCAGCCACACGCCAAAGUCCUUCAGCGUCCUCCAGGAGAAGAAGGUGGCGGUGAUCCGGACCCCGCCCAAGUCGCCGUCCUCCGCCCAGCGGCAGCUGAAGGUGCUCAAUCAGCCCCUGCCCGACCUGAAGAAUGUAAAGUCCAAGAUCGGCUCCACCUCCAACCUCAAGCACAUGCCGAAAGGCGGACAGGUCAUGAUUCCAAGUGUUAAGCUGGACUUUAGCCACGUUCAGGCUAAAUGUGGCUCCCUGGACAAAAUCCAGCACGCAGCGGGCGGCGGAAACAUCCAAAUCCAGACCAAGAAGGUCGACAUGAGCCACAUCACCUCCAAAUGUAACUCCAUGUCCAACAUCCGCCACAGACCAGGUGGAGGCCAUGUGCGCAUUGAGAACGUGAAGCUGGACUUUAAAGACAAGGCCGCCUCCAAGGUCGGCUCUCUGGGCAACACCAGCCACACUCCUGGAGGGGGGAAUAUUAUGAUCGAGAGCCACAAGCUGUCCUUCCGGGAAACCGCCAAAGCUCGGGUGGACCACGGCGCAGAAAUCGUCAUCACGCACUCCCCCGGGGUCGAGACGGGGGGCACUUCCCCCCGCAUGUCCUCCUCCGACAGCAUCAACCUGGAUUCGCACCAGCUCUCCACGCUGGCCCAGGACGUCACCGCUGCCCUGGCCAAGCAGGGCUUAUGAGCGGGCUGCCAAUCACUCCUCUACCCAUCAACCUCAUUCACUCACAAGCAUCCAAUGUUCUCCCAUGGUCCUUCACUGCAACAUGACCCCCCCCACACACACACUUGACCCCACAGGUUCUACAGCUGUAGUUGAUUGACUGUCUCGUCCACCUGCGACCCGUCCGGCCCUUCCAGUGGGACUUUUCCAAACUCAAAGGAUUAUUUUCGCGCCCAGUCACUCUUUAUUUGUUGUUCAUAAAUUUUCGUUCACUCAAAGAUGGACUUUUUAUUAUUUUUUGUUCUCGAUGAAAGUGAAGGUUUGAGUGGACGCCUUCGUCUCCGAGGUCAUUGAAGGUUUUUAGCGUAAAAAGCAUCACAUUCAAUGUUCAUUCAGAUGUUCAUUCAGAAUUAAUAAGGUACUACAUACUAGACGCUAUAGUCUUAAAGAUACAACUGUGUGAAAGACAUAACUUCCAGAAACAUGGCUCGUAACUGUACCUGCAGAAGAACGGCUGAAGACGCGAUUUAGGUUUUUUUUUUAGUUUGUUCGUUGGUCGCUUUUUUUAAUCUCAUGAUUUCCUGACACGUGCUGAAUUCUUCUUUUUUAUAUAUGUCACUGUAGUGGAAGUUGUUCCAGUUUUGUAUGUUCCCUGCGGCUGCACUGGCUUAUUAGCACUUAAAAUGUGAAUAACCACUGCGGUUAUGUGGAGUCGAGCGCUAAAAGGCUGAGCUUUCCAAUAGAUGUUCAAUUUUCAUUCUUUUUUUUUUGUGCAAAACCGACGGGCUGUUCUUUUCCGUUUGAUUUUACAUGAGCUCUGUGAUUUUUAUUAGGCUACAACAAUGCUGUUAUGCUGGCAUGGCAAACAAUAUAUAUAUGAUGAAUAAAUUAGAUCUAUGUGGGGCGAGUUAAACCUUAUCAGUGUGAGUGUAAACGGGGCCGGGAUGCAUUCUAGUGUCCACGCUUCAAAGAAGAGGCCAUGUUUGUUCCAAAAGUAGAAUUUAAAAAAAGAAAAGAAAACAAAACAAAUGAAAACAUUCCAUUAAAAAGAGCAGCUACCCCCUUUAGUGCAAAUUUAACCAGUAACUUUGCAGGAAAUGAACAAUCGAAACAAAGGAGAAAUGAAGACUUGCAGCUGUUAGAAUUCAUUGUUAAAAAAAAAAAGGAUUAAAAAAAAAAAAAAACCUGUUCUAGCAUAUUCUCUGCUCACCAUUGUGAAACUCCUCUGCCCCCCUGUUCCUCUUCCCCCCGGUGUCGGUUACCCCUCCAGUGUUUUUCUGUGCUUCCUAUACCCCCCCCAGCCCCUCUUUGCCUGUGUAAGUGUAUUUAAAAGACCAUGUAGAUGUGUGCACUCUUUCUGAUGUUUG
Messenger RNA from Cyclopterus lumpus (lumpfish), 5698 nucleotides. Its product is annotated as microtubule-associated protein 2-like. The transcript has 15 exons. Gene Ontology annotation, molecular function: microtubule binding. Bases 129 to 4352 code for a protein of 1407 amino acids. Gene Ontology annotation, biological process: microtubule cytoskeleton organization; neuron projection development. Lineage: Eukaryota; Metazoa; Chordata; Actinopteri; Perciformes; Cyclopteridae. The record is from RefSeq and is a predicted model, not a curated record. Gene Ontology annotation, cellular component: neuron projection.